Molecule: messenger RNA, 1533 nt
Organism: Danio rerio (zebrafish)
Lineage: Eukaryota; Metazoa; Chordata; Actinopteri; Cypriniformes; Danionidae
Gene: atp2b3b
Product: ATPase plasma membrane Ca2+ transporting 3b
Biological process (GO): calcium ion transmembrane transport
Cellular component (GO): membrane; plasma membrane
Molecular function (GO): P-type calcium transporter activity; ATP hydrolysis activity; ATP binding
Source: RefSeq, marked provisional
UCUGUGUACAGGUUGUGAUUGUGCAGUUUGGAGGAAAGCCCUUCAGCUGUGCCCCUCUCAAUGUGGAGCAGUGGCUGUGGUGCCUCUUCGUGGGAGUUGGAGAACUGCUGUGGGGUCAGGUGAUCGCCACAGUGCCCACUAGUCACCUGAAGUGUCUGAAGGAAGCGGGCCACGGGCCAGGCACAGACGAGAUGACGGAGGACGAGCUGGCUGAGGAUGAAGAGGAGAUUGACCACGCUGAGAGAGAGCUGCGCAGGGGGCAGAUCCUCUGGUUUAGAGGCCUUAACCGUAUCCAGACUCAGAUGGAGGUAGUGAGUACGUUCAAGAGAAGUGGUUCGUUUCAGGGUGCAGUGAGACGUCGCUCCUCAGUGCUCAGCCAGCUCCAUGACGUAACCAAUAUUUCUACCCCCACUCAUGUAGUUCUCUCCACUGCCAAUGCAAGCGCCGCUCCUGGGAAUGCGGGUAGUGAAAGCGUUCCGUAGCUCCCUUUAUGACGGAAUCGAGAAACCCGCGUCCCGGAAUUCCAUCCACAACUUCAUGGCGCACCCUGAGUUUCUCAUCAACGACUACAUUCACAACAUCCCGCUGAUCGACGACACCGACAUUGACGAAGAAUCAGAGUGGUCAAGGCACAACCACCAGUUGCAUCCGGCCUUCCGAAAGCCCCCUCCUCCUCCAGUCCAGCAACCGCAGCGCUCCCGCCCUCCGCCCCGUCCCUACCGCCAGUACAGCCUCCCUGCCACACCAAACCGAAACAACAACGCCAUCGAGAGCACCGUCUACCACCUGAACCUCCCCACAGGCCCCGAAGGCCACUGGACAUCCCCGCCCCAAAAGCUGAAUCCCCUCCUCGCCCUGGAGACCUCACUAUGACUGAGGGACGAGACCCUAAAAACUUUGAGGAUCUGUGUGGAUCAGGCUGAUGGGGGAGGCUCCUAAGGACAUAUUUUAGGUGGUUGACCCCCAACACUAUGACAGGGUCAUCUCAUUACAAUCAUCUGCCCACUACCACCACCAUCCACCGGAAGCACUAUCACUCCUCUUGUCUCGACAACAGCCCCACAGACACCUCUCUUCUCACCGUGUGGAGAGGAGGUCAGUCUGCUGUGUGUCUGUGGUUCCUUUGGACGGACCUGAGUAGGUGAGGGAUCCAGAUCUGAUGGAUUUUAGUGCUGGUGACUUUUGACUUCUCCGAAUGCAAAGUUAUUCGUUCCCUACGUGUGGAGUAGGGGUCCAUUCACUUUACUUUUAUCGGUGUUACUGAACUCGAUAUUAUGAUUACUAUCAUUUUUGACUUCUACUAUAGCCACCUUCAUCAUGAGUGCUCGGAUUUCAUUACGAUAUCACAGAUUACUACUUUUAUUACUAUGAGUAAUGCUUUAUGGAUUAGCUUUAAAACAUGUUUGUUUAUUUAUUUAUUUAUGUGCUCAUUUAUUUAUUGUGAUCACCAACUUUUAUUUUUCAAUGUCUGUUUCUCUCUCUAAGUGUCUGUGUGUGUGUGUGUGUUGUAUCUGUCUUAAAAGCAUAACAAGC